Molecule: messenger RNA, 4547 nt
Organism: Bombyx mandarina (wild silkworm)
Lineage: Eukaryota; Metazoa; Arthropoda; Insecta; Lepidoptera; Bombycidae
Gene: jvl
Product: javelin-like
Source: RefSeq, a predicted model, not a curated record
CAAUGUCUGCAAUCCUUCUACCGUUUCGGAUUUCCACACUCAAUGUUCGAGGAAACUGACUCAGCUGUGAAACUAAUCUACAGCUAUGCGAUACCUUAUUUCGUUACAACCAAAGUCCAAUUUCGUUUACACCGGCGACACGACGACUGAUAUCUGCGACUUCGAUACGUCAAAUUAUAGUUCUUUCUCUUUUUCCCAAACCACAAACCUACCUCCGUUUAGUAUAGUAAAAGCGCUGAGGAGAUAUGGACUGUUGCGCGAUUCUGACGUUUUAAUCGAACCAGCUUUCGAACAUAACGAAUCAACGACGUGUUUAACUGCAAUUUACUAAAUACUAGCCAUUUCAGAUUUAGUGUUUUACAGUGAAAUUACAUACGAAUAGUUAUUGAUAUUGUUAUAACGAAAAUACCGAUACAAUUGAAUACGAUAUUGUCGUAGCUAUUGUUUUCACAACAUACAAUUAGCAUUUGCGACUUGUGAAACUACAAGUGAUCUUGUGGACAAUCUAAUUAAAAUUAAAAAAACGGGAACUAAUACGUGUUGUGCGCGUGUGUUCGUUACGGUCCAGUGAUUGUUGAUCCCCCUGAAUCUAGUGUCCUCAGUGUUAAAUUGAAUACACGAAGGAAUUAUCGAAGCGCUGAUGGAUUGCGUGGUAAAGGUAUUCAAGUCGGGGCGUCAUGGUGGCGCGCGUGGUUGUGACUAGCGUGCACAAACACCGGCAAAACGGCGACAACGGAGACAACGCCGAUCCUGGCACCACAGACGGGCGGUGCGGACAGUGCCAGCGGAGGGUCUGGUGGCUCGGGCAUGGAAUGUCUUCCUCUCCGUUCUCAAUCAUUCCACUACCUUGUCUCAGAGCAGGCUAAAUCCCUCGUCGCAUUACAGGAACUCCAGAAUGAGGUCGGGGCCCUGCUCGAGUUCCGCGACCUCGUCAUCGAGACGUUCCCGAAUCUUCGGUCAAAGAUGGCGCCGUCGCGCGGGAACAGCGUUACUCGGCGCGACUGGGAGCCCGGAGUGCGCGUGCGGCGCAAGCUCCCCGCGCCACAAGAGCCGCGAGCUAAACCUCAUCCCUCCGUGCAAGACUCCGGCUUCAGCACAGAGACCUCAUGCAAGGAAGCGCAUUCGUCCGCAUCCGCGUCGGCUUCAGCGUCGAGGUCGCGUCCGUUGGAAGACGAACUGUGGGCGUUACUUGAUGUCAUCCAACGUAAGGGCGGCAGGUUGCGGGAAGAGGCCGAACUGCUGCGUGGGGAACUCGACGAGCGGGCUACAGCCGAAGACGAAUUCACCCACACCGUCUCACACCAGCACUGCGAUUGUGAACAUGUACAGAGGUUGCGCGAGGAACGAGACGCCUUGCUCGAAAGAACAGCGCAGCUUGAAGCGCAGGUGCAUUCGUCGAGCAAGCCGACAUCGGCGCUGGGCCGGCUGGACUCUACGUUUGGUUCGCCGUCACGAGUGCGCGUGCCGACUCCCGAUUCGGAAAAGUUCGCGGCGAUUCUACUCGAGAGCAAUCCCGUCGAACUGCAGAGACAACUCCUCAACUCCACCGUUCAGAAUCAGGUUUUAAGUGAACGGCUGAAACGUGUCGUUGCGCAGCGUUCGUCACUUUUCGAAAGAUUAGAAAGAGCGCGAGAUGUCAACGAAGAUCUAAAAUUUAGAUUGGAGGAAAAGAGCAUAGAGGCGGAGACGGCCCGGGGUCGCGUGCGGCAGCUGGAGGCGGGCGCGCACAGCAGCAUGCGGGAGAUGGAGCCGCUGGCGCUCCCGGGCGAGGCUCCCGGGCGCCGGGCGCGGCCCUCCCGCAUCCCGCUGCACAAGGGCGCCGCCCCCCGCCAGCCGCCGCCCCGCCCCCCCUCCGCACACUCGCAGCGCUCGACCAAGUCCGCGGUGCCCGUGCGCCGGGAGCCCGCGCCCGACGCCAAGAGCGGCUCGAGCGCGGAGUGGGAGGUGGCGUGGGAGUACGUGCGUCGGCUCGCCCGCCUCGAGCCGCGCCUGCCCGCCGCGCGCUCGCUGGCCGCCGAGCUGCUCAGCGCCGACCCCGACUCCAUCGAGCUGUGGAGCGGCCGCCCGCAGCUCUACUUCGAGAGCAUGCGCUAUGCUGACGACGGAGACUUCGAGGUCGACUCUCUCACUUGAUCGGCCCGACUUUUAUUGUACGCUCUCGCUUGAUCGGCCCGACUUUUAUUGUACUCUCUCGCUUGAUCGGCCCGACUUUUACUGUAGACUAUCUGGCUUGAUCGGCCCGACUUUUACUGUAGAGAAUGUCCCUCAAGCUUUUGCGAGUCGCUGGGUUAUCUGUGUGCUUAGUGCGAGUGUUUUUAACGUUCUCGAUAGCGUAAAAGUUUGCUCAUAUUUGUGUGGAAUGGGAUCGUUUGCGUACGUUUGCCGCUAGGGGCGUUGUUCCAAUUGCAUACAAAAUUGGCUUAACUUUUAUCGCUAUCGAGAACGUUAAGAAACUCUCACUAAACGCACUGGAGUUAUUUUGCUCUAUAUUUGCGCUAUAUUUGCUCUGUUCAUGGAUUCUUUUCACAUGCAGCCGCUCUAAAAUGUAAAGAAUUCCCUGAGGUUUUUGCGAGUCGUGAACGUGAUUAAAAAUACUAUUAUGGUUUAAUCUCGCGUUUGUUGAAUUGUGGGUUAACUGGAGUUAUUUUUAUGAAGAGCAAAAUGAACGCAACUAUGUUUAGGGUGCGCUAUAUUCGCUCUGUUCAUGGGUUCUUUUCAUAUGCAGCUGCUCUAAAAGUACGAGCUUGUUUUACAAUUUUUAAAUAAACUUAAUGCAAAUCCGUAACACGUACACAUUGUUGCUUGGCUCGCAUCCAAGAACAUAAUUUACUUUGUGAUAAGAUCAACGCCGAGCGUGCUACGUUUGCACGCUUCAAGAGUCGCGAUCGUUGAAUUUGAAUGAAUUUUUCAAUUCUGAAUUUUAGUUCACAAUAAGCGUGCCGUACAAAAAAUUAAUAGCGAUUUUUUUAAAGUAUGAUGUUGCGAAACUCGUGCGUUACGAUCAUUCUUCUUUUACGGGAAUGAUUAUUUUACAUCCGGCAUAAAAAAUUCGAGGUCAAACUUUUGUAUUUUAAAUCACGUUUUUAAAGCAUACUUUCUAAAUUUUAACACGCGUAACUUAAUUUCUUUCUGUCGAGUUAAACGCUCACUGUUGUCAGAAAUCAAUAUAAUGUCACUCAAGUCAUUUGAUCUAGUAAAACGAGAGAAGCUAUUUAGUCUGGCACUACGAUCAUGAGACAAAGACUCUGAGGCCGAGAUCUAUUAAAGUAUAAAUCCUGGAUAAUAUCAUACAGUUCACCCGCUGGGUACGCGCGCCGAACUGUUUCGAUCAUGUAAGUGUUGUAGCGCUUGUUUUGAUAUUGACAGCUGUUAAACGACUCUGCACAAUUAAUUUCUCUCGUACGACGAGCAAUAUUUAGUUAUACGCUUGCAUGGAUUGUGCUGUGGUAUUUGAUGUCACCAUAUUAUAUUGUUUAUUAUUCAUUAUAUUGUAUGUAUCUUUGUUGAAAAUAUCAAGCACUGAAUAAUAAAUAUUAUAGUGCACUCACUCUCUUUGUUGAACGAGUAAGAAAACGUAUGUUCUUAUAUACUUGCACGAAUGGGUUUUAUUAAUGAAAUUGGGAUAAUGUUUAAAUUUGGUUUUUAAUAAAGAUCAAUUUAAUGAGAAAUUAAUUUCUUUUGCAUAAAACGGUUUAGUUACACACGAAACGGUUCGAAAUAUAAUUAGUUUUAUUAUGAUAAUCAACAUCAUCGUCGUCGUUAUUGGGGCGGAACGCGGAUAGUAUAAAAAUGUUAAUGUUUAAGAUUUGUGAAAAUUACGGUAGCUAUUUAUCCUAAAUAUAUUAAUGUCAUUCCUAAGCCUGUGCAAGCAGACUGUAACUGAACGCUUGGGACGACUGUAGAAAGGCUGUGAAACACUAAAGCGUGCAUGAGAUUGUUUCUUGUCUGUGUGUACUGUGAGUAUAGCCGACUUUAGCAGUUAACUUACUUAUAAAGACAGCACUCGUGUUUAUUGUAGAUAUUGUAAUAAUUAACAUUGAAAAUAUUCCAAACGUCCAACUCUGAACGUCCUGUUGUGGCAACACACGACUGCCUUUUGAUUUGUAAAUUGAUUUCAAUAACUUGUUAGUAUUAUUACAGUUUUCACGCGGCGAAGCUCGGUAACAAAUAGUAGGAGACUGAUUUUGUAUAAAUACAUAUUAUAUCGUUAUAGAGAUACUCCAUAGCUUUUAAAAUAUUUUUUGUUUAAAUCAAUCCUGUAUAAAGGUAUCUACUACAUAAGUAUAUUUAGAUAACUGAUAAUAUUCCAAUUCUAUAAAUGUAAAAUGACUGUAUUUUAUCUAAAUCUAAGUAUGCUAAUUAUUAUUUAAAAUUAAGUCAACUAUUGUACAGCUUUCGUUUACGCUAUUAUUAUUUGUAAUUAAGUAAAUAUCUAUUUUUAAGAUACCUACUCAUAAAUUAUCUAGUUGACUUGAAUCUAGUUGAUGACUCCUGUAAAGUUGUAUAGAAAUCAUAUCAUUAUUAUAAAAAAAAUAUUAAAAUAAAUC